This is a messenger RNA of Maniola jurtina (meadow brown), 809 nucleotides long. RefSeq names its product mitotic spindle assembly checkpoint protein MAD2B-like. Gene Ontology annotation, cellular component: zeta DNA polymerase complex. The record is from RefSeq and is a predicted model, not a curated record. The coding region runs from base 179 to 784 and encodes 201 amino acids. The transcript has a single exon. NCBI's taxonomy places the organism in Eukaryota, Metazoa, Arthropoda, Insecta, Lepidoptera, Nymphalidae.
UUAAUCUAUGGCCGCGUCCAUUUAAAAUUUGAAAAAGUUGUUCUGGUGUGGCGGCACAGGAAAGUUUACUUGAAGUUCGAAAAUCAAAAUCACAGAAAUCAGUUAAGGAAGUAUUUUUUUAUUUUCUGUGAAAUAAAAUAACUGCAUUCUGCAACCCUUGUGUUUCAUUGAGCUCGAAAUGGAUGCGUAUUGUGUGGACGUCACUCUGGAAUUCUUGGCGGUAGCUUUCCACAAUAUACUGUAUCACGCUUCGAUAUACCCGAGGAAUAUUUUCGCAACGCGUAAAAAGUACGGCAUAGUGGUGUACCGGUGUUCGCACCCUGAUGUGAACAAAUACGUGGAUAGAUGCUUGAAAAGUAUAGAGAGGGCUCUUAGGACUGAUGAAUUGUAUCGCGUGGAAUUUGCUAUUACCGAUGAGCAUUUGAAGCCUGCACUUAAGUUUGCUUUUGAUUUUGAACGCGUGGCUGUUCAGGACGACGCGGCGGACGCGUAUUUGGUGAGAUGUGAACAGAACUUGCGUGCGUUUUGCUUGCAACUUUUGACGGUGAGUCACAGGUUCCAAGGCUUGCCCGCAGACCGCAGCUUUGCGAUCUCUCUGCUCACGAAUGAAUCGCUCGAAGUAGAGCUAGCAAGUAUGCCUGAGCUUGAAGACUUCCCCCUCGUGGAAGCAGAGAGUGAGGUUGAUGAAAUGGACGCCAUAGUGCCGUUACGAAGAGUCACAAUCAGAAACUACAGUAUAGACACUUAUAUAGAACUUCCAAAACCAUGGACAUUCUGUUCUUAGUUCAAAUAAUAGAUAUUUUUUACCA